GGAGGGCGGAGCCCAGGAGGCGGAGGCGGGAGCAGAGCAGGAUUGCCGCACCGAGCCUCCGGGUCGCCCGAGACCAUUCCCCUCACCUGCUGCCCUUCCCGCCCCGCCCGCCUUCCCGGUUGCCGCCCCCACACCGGGAGAGGCGCCAGCCCGGCGCCGCCGCUUGGCGAGCCGCUCCCGCGAGCCCGCGGAUGCUGCUGCUAGGGGUGGUGGGCGCAUCCGCGGGUCGCGUGGCCGGGAGCGGGGGUGACGGCCUGGGAUUCCGGGGGCCUCUCUUCUUGUCCUCCUCUCCUCUCUCUUCCCAGUGUGGCCGUGGCUGACACUAAAGACUUUGUAGCCAUCAACCCAAGUGCAGUUUCGAUGGAAGAUGAAGGUUGCACGUUUUCAAAAAAUUCCUAAUGCUGAAAAUGAGACAAUGAUUCCUGUACUGACAUCAAAAAAAGCAAGUGAAUUACCAGUCAGUGAAGUUGCAAGCAUUCUCCAAGCUGAUCUUCAGAAUGGUCUAAACAAAUGUGAAGUAAGUCAUCGGAGAGCCUUCCAUGGCUGGAAUGAGUUUGAUAUCAGUGAAGAUGAGCCACUAUGGAAGAAGUAUAUUUCUCAGUUUAAAAAUCCCCUUAUUAUGCUGCUUCUGGCUUCUGCAGUCAUCAGUGUUUUAAUGCAUCAGUUUGAUGAUGCUGUCAGUAUCACUGUGGCAAUACUUAUCGUCGUUACAGUCGCCUUUGUUCAGGAAUAUCGUUCAGAAAAAUCUCUUGAAGAACUGAGUAAACUUAUGCCACCAGAAUGCCAUUGUGUGCGUGAAGGAAAAUUGGAACAUACACUUGCGCGAGACUUGGUUCCAGGUGAUACAGUUUGCCUUUCUGUUGGGGACAGAGUUCCUGCUGACUUGCGCUUGUUUGAGGCUGUGGAUCUUUCCAUUGAUGAGUCCAGCUUGACAGGAGAGACAACACCUUGUUCUAAGGUGACAGCUCCUCAGCCGGCUGCCACUAAUGGAGAUCUUGCAUCAAGAAGUAACAUUGCCUUCAUGGGAACACUGGUCAGAUGUGGCAAAGCAAAGGGUAUUGUCAUUGGAACAGGAGAAAAUUCUGAAUUUGGAGAGGUUUUUAAAAUGAUGCAAGCAGAGGAAGCACCAAAAACCCCUCUGCAGAAGAGCAUGGACCUCUUAGGAAAACAACUUUCCUUUUACUCCUUUGGUAUAAUAGGUAUCAUCAUGUUGGUUGGCUGGUUACUAGGAAAAGAUAUCCUGGAAAUGUUUACUAUUAGUGUAAGUUUGGCUGUAGCAGCAAUUCCUGAAGGUCUUCCCAUUGUGGUCACAGUGACUCUAGCCCUUGGUGUUAUGAGAAUGGUGAAGAAAAGGGCUAUUGUGAAAAAACUACCUAUUGUUGAAACUCUGGGUUGCUGUAAUGUGAUUUGUUCAGAUAAAACUGGAACCCUGACGAAGAAUGAAAUGACUGUUACCCACGUAUUUACUUCGGAUGGCCUGCGUGCUGAGGUUACUGGAGUUGGCUACAAUCCAUUUGGGGAAGUGAUUGUUGAUGGUGAUGUUGUUCAUGGAUUCUAUAACCCAUCUGUUAGCAGAAUUGUUGAGGCGGGCUGUGUGUGCAAUGAUGCUGUUAUUAGAAACAACACUCUAAUGGGGAAACCAACAGAAGGAGCCUUAAUUGCUCUUGCAAUGAAGAUGGGUCUUGAUGGACUUCAACAGGAUUAUAUCAGAAAAGCUGAAUACCCUUUUAGCUCUGAGCAGAAGUGGAUGGCUGUUAAGUGUGUGCACCGAACACAACAGGACAGACCAGAGAUUUGUUUUAUGAAGGGUGCUUAUGAACAGGUGAUUAAGUAUUGUACUACAUAUCACAGCAAAGGGCAGACCUUGACACUCACCCAGCAGCAGAGAGAUCUGUACCAACAAGAGAAGGCCCAGAUGGGCUCUGCAGGGCUCAGAGUUCUUGCUUUGGCUUCUGGUCCUGAAUUGGGACAACUGACGUUCCUUGGCCUGGUGGGAAUCAUUGAUCCUCCUAGAACUGGUGUGAAAGAAGCUGUUACAACACUCAUUGCCUCGGGAGUGUCAAUAAAAAUGAUUACUGGAGACUCACAGGAGACUGCAAUUGCAAUCGCUAGUCGUCUGGGAUUAUAUUCCAAAACCUCCCAGUCAGUCUCAGGAGAAGAAAUAGAUGCGAUGGAUGUCCAGCAGCUUUCACAGAUGGUGCCAAAGGUUGCAGUAUUUUACAGAGCUAGUCCAAGGCACAAGAUGAAAAUUAUUAAGUCUCUGCAGAAGAACGGGUCAGUUGUGGCCAUGACAGGAGAUGGAGUAAAUGAUGCAGUCGCUCUGAAGGCUGCAGACAUUGGAGUUGCAAUGGGUCAGACUGGUACAGAUGUUUGCAAAGAGGCAGCAGACAUGAUCCUGGUGGAUGAUGAUUUCCAAACCAUCAUGUCUGCAAUUGAGGAGGGUAAAGGGAUUUAUAAUAACAUUAAAAAUUUUGUUAGAUUCCAGCUGAGCACGAGUAUAGCAGCAUUAACUUUAAUCUCACUGGCUACAUUAAUGAACUUUCCCAAUCCUCUCAAUGCCAUGCAGAUUUUGUGGAUCAAUAUUAUUAUGGAUGGACCUCCAGCUCAGAGCCUUGGAGUAGAACCAGUGGAUAAAGAUGUCAUUCGUAAACCUCCACGCAACUGGAAGGACAGCAUUUUGACCAAAAACCUGAUACUUAAAAUACUUGUUUCCUCAAUAAUCAUUGUUUGUGGGACUUUGUUUGUCUUCUGGCGGGAGCUGCGAGACAAUGUGAUAACACCUCGGGAUACAACAAUGACCUUCACAUGCUUUGUGUUUUUUGACAUGUUCAAUGCACUAAGUUCCAGAUCCCAGACCAAAUCUGUGUUUGAGAUUGGACUCUGCAGUAAUAAGAUGUUUUGCUAUGCAGUUCUUGGAUCCAUCAUGGGACAGUUAUUAGUUAUUUACUUUCCUCCACUUCAGAAAGUUUUUCAGACCGAGAGCCUAAGUAUACUGGAUUUGCUGUUUCUUCUGGGUCUCACCUCGUCAGUGUGCAUAGUGGCAGAAAUUAUCAAGAAGGUUGAAAGGAGCAGGGAGAAGAUCCAGAAGCCUGUUAGCUCAACAUCGUCGUCUUUUCUUGAAGUAUGAUGCAUAUUGCAUUCUUUUAUUUGCAAACUAGGAAUUGCAGUCUGAGGAUCAUUUAGAAGGGCAAGUUCAAGAGGAUAAUGAAGAUUUGAGAACUUCUGAACUUUUUUUUUUUUUUUUUUUUGUGGUACAUGGGCCUCUCACUGCUGUGGCCUCUCCCGUUGUGGAGCACAGGCUCUGGACAUGCAGGCUCAGCGGCCAUGGCUCAUGGGCCUAGCUGCUCCGCGGCAUGUGGGAUCCUCCUGGACCGGGGCACGAACCCGUGUCCCCUGCAUCGGCAGGCAGACUCUCAACCACUGCGCCACCAGGGAAGCCCUGAACUUUUUAUUGACUAAAAAUGAGUGUUGAAGACUUGAUUUGAGACUUUAGCCUGCUGACAGUCCCAAAUGAAAUUAUGCAACUUUGAUAACAUAUUCCUUGAUUUAAAUUGGCCUUUGCGAUUGAGUGGAACUUCGUAAAGUGUAUGGGCAGUUAUUUAAUUUAAAAAACAAGCAAAACCUGAACCACCUUCUGCACUUAAAGAGGUCUAACAGUUCAAAUACAAAAAUCUAUCUUAGAUAAAUAUGAUUUUUUUUUUAAUUUUUAAAUAUUGUACUAUUUAUGGUGGUGGGGCUUUCUUACUAAUACACAAAUAAAUUUAAUCAUUUCAAAGGCAUUCUGUUUGGUUUAGAAGUUGAUUCCUAGGAGUGCCAUAUUUCAGCUACUGUAUUUCCUUUUCCUGCAGUGUAAUCAGCUCAGCUACCUUGUGUUACCAUUUUUGUAUCUCAAGUUUUUUGCAGAGGAUGUGACCACUGUCAGAUCACUGUUCUUUUCUUUCUUUUUGUGAUUGAAAAGCUUAUACUGCAAUUUGAAGUAAAUGUUUGCUUUUCUUAGUAAGUGUAAAUGGUUGCCUUUUCUUUUUCUUCUUCUUUUGGUUUUUGUUAUGAGUCUUUGGUCUAGCACAGUUAAUACAGGGCUGUGGAGUGGCAUUCUAGGUAGGGUAGCCAUGUCUGUAAUUAACACUUAGUCAUGGAGUCAAAAAAAUUUAAGACUGGUUGGGCUGAUAUUUAUAGCAGAUUAUGUUAAUGUGUUAUGCCUUCUUUUAGAGUUAAAUAUCAAUACAUACUUUGUCAAGUAUCACCUUGACAAGGUCAUCAAAGUCAUCUCCUAAAUAUAAAUCUAAGUACCUCACCUGAAUAUCUGAAUUUUAUUACUUUUUAAUGUCUUUUUAUGUGUACUUAAAAUCUUUCUUAUGAAGUAUAGAGUGGUAAACUUAAAGAAUAAAAAAGCCCCAAACCUAAACAGAUGGUUUAUGAAGCAGAGUAUAAGUGGAAGAUUCUGUGCUGACCUUUACUCUUUGUGUAUCUGCAGCUUUGGGGCCUAGGUUGCAGCACAGCCUGGAGCCUGCCCCUCUCCUGCUUCCACCGUUGUCCUCUGCCUUGUUCUGCGCUUCACUGGGUGUGCUAGAGAAAUAGAUAGAUUUGCUCUUGGAAUGCCAUCAGUUUUUGUAAUAGCUGGAUGAGGUAGAGGUAAUUUGUUUUGAGUGUGUGGCAAAUUUGGGCCAGAAAUUCAAAAUUAGGAAUACACUUUCCUGUUGAAUAUUUUUCUCUGAAACAGAAACGGGUCUCAAAUUCUUACAUGUUUAAUUCUUCCUGAAGUUACUGAAUUUUGCAUUUUAGAAUUAAUUUUUUAAACUGUCAGGAUAAAUCACUCUCUAGUUUUUAUCACCAAUAUUAAACUGCACUGUUAGCACUGCAGUACUGUUGUUAACGAUAGGAAAGAUACCUAUUCUUUGAGUCUUGUUACUGAAACAGUUUAAUAUAAGGACCUGAGAUAUCUGCAGUUUAUUCUGCUUUACUCUUUAAGGCUAGAUAGUCAAAUGUACUUGGAAACCAUUGUCUAAUCAACUUUAUCUUUAAUGAUGGUGAUGUAUCAUAUCUAAGUUUUGUAAUGAGUUUUCUUCUCCGUUACAAGGACUUGAAAUAUGAAGUGCACGUCAAUCUUUUGCUUUGCAUUUUAGGUUCAGAGUAUGACUCAUAUGAAAUAAAUGUGCCUAUCUUAUUCAGAUUUUAAACCUUCCCCCAGAAUUAUUUAUUUUCAUAAGUUAAUGUUCUUCCAGUUGGGACUGUUAACAUUAAAUUCAUAUGGAUGUUGAAGAUAUAGAAAUUGGGCAGUACUCACAGUAUACUACAUCUGUAUAACAGAUUUCCCAUAGUAAAACAACAAAUUAGGGUCUGUGUGUGUAUUUUACAUAGCAUAUUAUCAGAAUUAGCAUGGAUAAUUCAAAUGCACUAGUAUCUAAAUUUAAAAUUUU
Molecule: messenger RNA, 5417 nt
Organism: Kogia breviceps (pygmy sperm whale)
Lineage: Eukaryota; Metazoa; Chordata; Mammalia; Artiodactyla; Physeteridae
Gene: ATP2C1
Product: ATPase secretory pathway Ca2+ transporting 1
Biological process (GO): intracellular calcium ion homeostasis; manganese ion transport; calcium ion transmembrane transport
Cellular component (GO): Golgi membrane; plasma membrane; endoplasmic reticulum
Molecular function (GO): ATP hydrolysis activity; P-type calcium transporter activity; ATP binding
Source: RefSeq, a predicted model, not a curated record